This is a messenger RNA of Sparassis crispa, 1599 nucleotides long. RefSeq lists its product as hypothetical. The transcript is spliced from 2 exons. Bases 1 to 1599 code for a protein of 532 amino acids. Gene Ontology annotation, molecular function: protein binding. The record is from RefSeq and is a predicted model, not a curated record. NCBI's taxonomy places the organism in Eukaryota, Fungi, Basidiomycota, Agaricomycetes, Polyporales, Sparassidaceae.
AUGCUCGCUUACGGCAACCAUCCGUUUCAGAAACCGUCCGCAGACUUGGUCGUAGCUUCCGCGGACGACAUUGCAUUCCGAGUUCACAAGAACAUUUUGGCUGAGGCAUCGUCGGUCUUCGAGCAUAUGUUUGGUUCGCCCCAGCCGCAGCACGACUCCUCCGACGCAGUUAGGGGAGAUGAGGUAUUCGAUGGACUUCCCGUCGUCCAUCUCACGGAGCACAGCACCACCCUCGAGAACCUCUUUCGACUGUGUUAUCCAGUGAGAGAUCCAAUUAUCACGUCACUCGAGGCCGUGCGCGAUACAUUGGUCGCUGCGACGAAAUACGAUAUGGAGGAAGCCACAGAACUUUUGGUGGCGCGACUAAAGGAAUUCGCUGGGGCCAAACCUCUGCAGGUAUAUGCCAUCGCCUAUCGACAUGAAUCGGAGGAGGUUGCUUUGGCAGCGGCCAAGGGGGUUUAUGUGCAUGGACUCUGUUCCAGGUAUUCUCCGGAGAUGGAGGAUAUCAGCGCGGGAGCAUACAACCGCCUUCUCCUCUAUUGCAGAGCCAUGAAGAAGGGCAAAACAUACACUGAUUAUCUCUGUCAGCCGCGACGUCACAGCGACAAUUCCGCUAACAGCAGCGUGCCGACGACGGAUGGUGCGGAGCCGGAUAACGCCAGCACAAAUACCCUCUCGCAUCCCUUCACUAUGUCGAAUGCAGACUUCUCGAAUGCAGACUUCAUUCUUCGUUCUUCAGAUCAUGUCCCGGUCGACUUCCAUGUCCACCGAAUCGUUGUAGAAAUGGCAUCUCCUGUCCUUACGCAGAAGAUUUUCCAGGCAGUAUCUGCCCAUCACACUGCGACGGACAGGUCUGAUGCAGACCUCCCUGUUGCGGUGCUGGAGGAGAAGGGCGGGACGAUAUCAAUUCUGUUGCAGCUAUUUUACCCUAACUUCCUCGAGCCGGAUUUGGAGGACGUGCAAGAGUUGGUGACGCUACUUGCUGCUGCGCAGAAAUACCGGAUAAACAAGGCCGUGCAGCUAUUGUCUGCUAGAUUACUCGCUCAAAAUGCGGAACCCAUGAAGGUUUAUCUCAUCGCAUGUCAGUUCGGCCUUACGGCCCUGGCCAAAGAAGGAGCCAAGCGUAUUCUGCGCCUGGAUGAUGACGACUUGGAGAUCUAUCAUGCGGAGAUGGAGGACAUUUCUGCUGGGCAGUACUACCGUCUUAUACAGUAUCAUCGGGUGCACCGCGAAGUCGUCGAUCGGUACACCAGUGAUGGUCAGUGGAUAUCUGUGGAAUGGCGCACCAGACUUCGGAAACAGUGCACCACCAGGAGUAUCAAUAACGGUCAGGGACAAUCCUUGCCGUGCUGGUGCACACCGUACUUCCGCUGUCUUCGCGAUCAGAAAAUUGGCGAUGUGAAGGCCCACGAUCCGUUCCAUCUCAGCAUCGAUGUCACUACUGGCGCUGUCGAGUCCGCAUUCAAGCGACUUACGGUUUCAGAUGCAUGCGGAGGCUGCCGGUCAUCGGACGCUGUACUCCUUAUGCUGCAAUUUAGUCACUAUCUGACACAACAAUUUAGCAGUGCGGUAUCCAUGACGGAGCUUGAAUGGACAUAA